This is a messenger RNA of Cuscuta epithymum, 2333 nucleotides long. The record is from the annotation of a GenBank genome assembly. Lineage: Eukaryota; Viridiplantae; Streptophyta; Magnoliopsida; Solanales; Convolvulaceae.
UUAUAGGUUUGCGUUUCUGAGCCCAGUGCGAUUCCAUAUCGGAGUCACAUGGCGUUGACACAGAAGGCGCGCAAAGGGUUUACUUAUUUUCCUCUAUGGCAUCAGAUCAGCGUUUUUAUUCCUCCGAAACAGAUCAACCUGUUACUUAUUUCACUCGCUGCAACUCAUGAUUGGCACUUACACCAGUUGGACAUUAAAAAUGCAUUUUUGCAUGGUGACCUUAAAGAAGAAGUCUAUAUUGAGCAACCUCCGGGGUAUGUUGCUCUGGGGGAGUAUGGUAAGAAUCUCCAAUUGAGAAUGCAAAGUCAGCUUCGUCACUGUAAGUUGCAGUCUUCACAUCAUCAACCCAGGAAGGUAUUUCACAGCAGGAAGAAAUAGAAGCAAUGACAUGGUGGUAUGAUGCACCAUGGUGUUGUAAAAUUCUUCCCAUGUCUGUAUCUCCUGUUGAUGUCUUUGCUCUUGUUCCCACAUUUUUUCAAAAGAAUUGACCUCAGCUCGUUCAAGACCUGGAACCAAUUCAAAAACCUCUAUUUUGAAUUCCAUGUUAUAAUAACACAUCAACCUCUCCGCAGGGAUCCAAACAUACUUGUAACCUUCCAGGAAAUAUGGGUCUCCAAGAUUAUCAACAACGAGCUUGAUCCUUUCAAAAUCUAUGGACAAUAAGGCACAACAUGCUACCCCAUAUAGAGCAACAGAAUGAUAGAAAUUAGAAAAAGGUGCAAUUCCUUUUAGAAGUCUGUUGGACAGCCAUUUUCUUUGAUGAUGAUCAAUGUCUGAAUUCUGGAACAAUUGCCAGCCUUUUGAUUGCUCAAAGACACUUGUAUUUCCAUUGGAGCAUUACGAAACCCAGUCGUGGGAUCACUGAUCCCAUAAAAAUGACAGACACUCCGCCUGAGAAAAAACAGAAGAUUGGGGAUGUCCUCACUACUGGGGAUAACACAGAAGGUAUUGAGAUCCUACGACAGAAGUUGCACGAGUGGGGUCAUUGGAUGUAUUAUUACCAAACUUUUAACAAGGAGUUGGAUUAUAAGCCUCAGUAUCAAAUGCAUGUCGUGUUAGCAUCAGAAUUUGAUGCAAAGUGCUCAUUCUAUUCAAGCAAUUUCAGUUUCUCAAUGGAUCCAGUGAUCAUUGGGGGGGUGAAACCCUGCUCCUAUUCUGAGCUGGAAAGCAUAACUGAUUUCAAGGUGCCCUGUACCCCGUGUUUGAAGGCGUAUGUAAGACGAUUGUUCAGUGGAACAAUUGACAAGGGCUUCGAGAAACGACCAGUGAUUGUAAAAACAUGGGACUUUCCCUUUGUUGGUGGAUAUUACUUUUAUAACGUGCCAGAUAAAUUUUGUGAUCUGAUCGAGUUUUACACAGACCCUGAAGUAAGAAACCAUCCAAAUUUGGCGAAGUUAUCUAUGUACUGCUACGAAAAAAGGCUAGCAGCUGUCUUUGACGAGAAAUUUACAGUUGUCUUGUCUGAAAUGCUUCUCGAUGAUGAGUUUGGGUGGCAUGAUCGGAUAUGGGUGGCAACUCAACUCGCAGAACUCUUGGCAUGGUUGCAUCGAAGGAGGAUUGCAGUUGGCUCAGUUGAAGGUUCAAGUAUUAUGGUAGAUGAGGAAAUGAAUAUAAAGGUGCUUGGAUUUGGCUGUGUUUCUCGUCACAUAGAUGAAGAUUCUAAACUUCCAGUGAGUAAAACUUAUUAUAGAGAGGCUUAUGAAGUUCUUUAUGGAGGUGUAAGGAUGAUGAAAUCUGAUGUUUUUGUAUUCGGGAUUCUACUAGUGGAGCUGAUAGCAAAAAAGAAAUACAGUUUUGAAAUGAGGCCACACAAUAUAAUAGAGGAUGCGCAGGUUAUGGCUGCAAAUGGCAAAAAGGGGUUGGUUCAUGAGUCAUUCAAAGAGGUCAAUGACGACACAGCCAAGAAGAUUACGGACUUCACACUUUCCUGCUUGGAUGAGGAACCAACGAACAGGCACAAGAUGGCAUAUGUUUUUGAGUUUCUCGCUAAUUUGAGAGGAAUGAGCAACUGUAGUGUUUAAAGAAUGUGUCUGCAUCUAUCUUCGUGUUUUCUUCAUUUCCAUCGUUUUCAGUUUUCACUGCAUCUUGUCUUUGCAAUUGAAGUUUGUGUAGUUCUAGUGUACUUUGAGUACUUGCACCUUAAAAUCAAACACUUGAGAGAAUUGGGCAACUGUAGACUGUAGUAUUUAAAGAAUGUGUCUGCAUCUACCUUCGUGUUUUCUCCAUUUCCACUGUUUUUACUUUUUACUGCAUCUUCUCUUUGCAAUUGAAGUUUGUAUAGUUCUGGUGCAUUUAGAGUACCUUAUUAGUUGCACAAUAAAUCUAACACUGAG